Messenger RNA from Salvelinus namaycush (lake trout), 6657 nucleotides. RefSeq names its product myosin-10-like. The record is from RefSeq and is a predicted model, not a curated record. The annotation marks the transcript as partial. Gene Ontology annotation, cellular component: myosin complex. Gene Ontology annotation, molecular function: cytoskeletal motor activity; protein binding; ATP binding. Lineage: Eukaryota; Metazoa; Chordata; Actinopteri; Salmoniformes; Salmonidae. The transcript has 27 exons.
UGGCAGCCCAGACAGCUAAAGGACAAGGCUGACUUCUGCAUCAUCCACUACGCUGGCAAGGUGGACUACAAGGCAGAUGAGUGGCUGAUGAAGAACAUGGACCCCCUGAAUGACAACGUGGCCACGCUGCUCAACCAGUCCACUGACAAGUUUGUGUCGGAGCUCUGGAAAGAUGUGGACCGCAUCGUGGGCCUGGACCAGGUGGCGGGCAUGGCGGAGACGACGUUCGGCGCCACCUACAAGACCAAGAAGGGCAUGUUCCGCACGGUGGGCCAGCUCUACAAGGAGUCCCUCACCAAGCUCAUGGCCACCUUGAGGAACACCAACCCCAACUUCGUCCGCUGUAUUAUCCCCAACCACGAGAAGAAGGCUGGUAAGCUGGAGCCCCAUCUGGUUCUGGACCAGCUGAGGUGUAAUGGAGUUCUGGAGGGGAUCCGUAUCUGCAGACAGGGCUUCCCCAACCGCAUCGUCUUCCAGGAGUUCAGACAGAGGUACGAGAUCCUGACCCCUAAUGCCAUCCCCAAGGGCUUCAUGGACGGGAAACAGGCCUGCGAGAGGAUGAUCCGAGCGUUGGAACUGGACCCCAACCUGUUCCGUAUCGGCCAGAGUAAGAUCUUCUUCAGGACCGGAGUCCUGGCCCACCUGGAGGAGGAGAGAGACCUGAAGAUCACUGACAUCAUCAUCUACUUCCAGUCUGUCUGCCGCGGCUACCUGGCACGCAAGGCAUUUGCUAAGAAGCAGCAGCAGCUGAGUGCUCUGAAGGUCCUCCAGAGGAACUGUGCUGCCUACCUCAAGCUGCGCCACUGGCAGUGGUGGAGACUCUUCACCAAGGUGAAACCUCUGCUCCAGGUGACCCGGCAGGAGGAGGAGAUGCAGACCAAAGACGAGGAGCUGGUCAAGGUGAAGGAGAGACAGAGCAAGGUGGAGGGAGAGCUGGUGGAGAUGGAGAGGAAACACCAACAGCUCCUAGAGGAGAAGAACAUCCUUGCAGAGCAGUUGCAGGCGGAGACGGAGCUGUUUGCCGAGGCGGAGGAGAUGAGGGCCCGCCUGGCCGCUAAGAAGCAGGAGCUGGAGGAGAUCCUCCACGACCUGGAGUCCAGAGUGGAGGAGGAGGAGGAGAGGAACCAGAGCAUGCAGAACGAGAAGAAGAAGAUGCAGUCCCACAUCCAGGAUCUAGAGGAGCAGUUAGAUGAAGAGGAGGCAGCCAGGCAGAAGCUGCAGCUGGAGAAGGUGACUGCCGAGGCCAAGAUCAAGAAGAUGGAGGAGGACAUUCUACUGCUGGAGGACCAGAACUCCAAGUUCCUCAAGGAGAAGAAGCUGCUGGACGACCGUGUGGCCGAGAUGACCUCCCAGCUGACAGAGGAGGAGGAGAAGGCCAAGAACCUGGGCAAGGUCAAGAACAAGCAGGAGGUGAUGAUGGUUGACCUGGAAGAGCGCCUGAAGAAGGAGGAGAAGACUCGCCAGGAGCUGGAGAAGGCCAAGAGGAAGCUAGACGCUGAGACCACGGACCUCCAGGACCAGAUAGCUGAGCUACAGGCCCAGAUAGAGGAGCUCAAGAUCCAGCUGGCCAAGAAGGAGGAAGAGCUACAGGCCGCUCUGUCCAGGGGUGAUGACGAGGCGGCCCAGAAGAACAACGCUCUGAAAGCUGUGCGGGAGCUGCAGGCCCAGCUGUCAGAGCUGCAGGAGGACCUGGAGUCAGAGAAGGUGUCCAGGAACAAGGCAGAGAAAGUCAAGAGGGACCUCAGUGAGGAGCUGGAGGCUCUGAAGACUGAGCUGGAGGACACUCUGGAUACCACCGCUGCCCAGCAGGAGCUCAGGACCAAGCGAGAGCAGGAGGUGGCUGAGCUGAAGAAGGCCAUCGACGAGGAGACCAAGAACCACGAGUCUCAGGUCCAGGAGAUGAGACAGAGACACUCCACUGCCCUGGAGGAGCUGUCUGAGAAUUUGGAGCAGGCCAAGAGGUUCAAGUCCAACCUGGAGAAGAACAAGUGUACCCUGGAGAGUGACAACAAGGAGCUGGUGAGCGAGGUGAAGGGGCUUCAGCAGGCCAAGACAGAGUCAGAACACAAGAGGAAGAAGAUGGAGGCUCAGCUGCAGGAGUUCAUGGCCCGAGCCACCGAGGGAGAGAGGGCUAAAGUAGAACUGGCCGACCGCACACACAAACUACAGACGGAACUGGACACUGUCUCCGCCCUGUUGGAGGACGCUGAGAAGAAGGGAAUCAAGCUGGCCAAGGAUUCAGCAGGCCUGGAGAGUGCGUUACAGGACACACAGGAGCUGCUCCAGGAGGAGACUCGUCAGAAGCUGAACCUGAGCUCUCGUAUCCGUCAGCUGGAGGAGGACAAGAGCACCCUGCAGGAGCAGCAGGAGGAGGACGAGGAGGCCCGCAGGAACCUGGAGAAACAACUGGCCACGCUGCAGGCUCAGCUGUUUGAGUCUAGGAAGAAGCUGGAUGAGGACGUGGGGACCCUGGAGUCUCUGGAGGAGGUGAAGAGGAAGCUACAGAAGGACAUGGAGUUGACCAGCCAGCGGCUGGAGGAAAAAGCCUCCGCCUUCGAUAAGAUGGAAAAGACCAAGACCCGCCUGCAGCAGGAGCUGGACGACCUCAUGGUGGACCUGGACCACCAGAGGACCAUCGUCUCGAACCUGGAGAAGAAGCAGAAGAAGUUCGACCAGCUCCUGGCUGAGGAGAAGACCAUCUCUACCCGCUAUGCUGAGGAGCGUGACAAGGCCGAGGCUGAGGCCAGGGAGAAGGAGACCAAGGCUCUGUCUAUGGCCCGGGCUCUGGACGAGGCCCUGGAGGCCAAGGAGGAGUUUGAGAGGCUCAACAAGCAGCUGAGGACUGAGAUGGAGGACCUGAUGAGCUCCAAGGACGACGUGGGCAAGAGCGUCCAUGAGCUGGAGAAAUCGAAGCGCACCCUGGAGCAGCAGGUGGAGGAGAUGAGGACCCAGCUGGAGGAGCUGGAGGACGAGCUGCAGGCCACAGAGGACGGCAAGCUGCGUCUGGAGGUCAACAUGCAGGCCAUGAAGGCCCAGUUCGACAGGGACCUGCAGGCCAGAGACGAACAGAACGAGGAGAAGAAGAGGACGCUGGUCAAACAGGUUCGUGAGAUGGAGGCAGAGCUGGAGGAUGAGAGGAAGCAGAGAGCCCUGGCCGUGGCAGCUAAGAAGAAGCUGGAGAUGGACCUCAAGGACCUGGAGGGGCAAAUAGAAGCAUCCAACAAGGCCAGAGAUGAAGCCAUCAAACAGCUCAGAAAACUACAGGCCCAGAUGAAGGACUACCAGAGGGAGUUGGAGGAGGCCAGAGCAUCCCGUGAUGAGAUCUUUGCACAGUCUAAAGAGAACGAGAAGAAACUAAAGGGCCUGGAAGCUGAGAUCCUACAGCUGCAGGAGGACCUGGCGGCUUCAGAGAGGGCCCGUAGACACGCUGAGCAGGAGAGAGACGAGCUAGCCGACGAGAUCUCAAAUAGCGCCUCUGGAAAGUCGGCCCUGCUAGAUGAGAAGAGGAGGCUGGAGGCCCGCAUCUCGCAGCUGGAGGAGGAACUAGAGGAGGAACAGAGCAACAUGGAGCUGCUCAACGACCGCUUCCGCAAGACCACCAUGCAGGUGGACAUCCUGAACACGGAGCUAGCUGGGGAGCGCAGCGCGGCCCAGAAGAGUGAGAACGCCCGUCAAGGAAUGGAGAGGCAGAACAAGGAGCUGAAGGCCAAGCUGGGAGAGCUGGAGGGGGCAGUCAAGUCCAAGUUCAAGGCUGCCAUCACCGCCCUGGAGGCCAAGAUACUGCAGCUGGAGGAGCAACUGGAGCAGGAGGCCAAGGAGAGGGCAGCAGCCAAUAAGAUCGUCCGACGCACAGAGAAGAAGCUGAAAGAGGUGGUGAUUCAGGUGGAGGACGAGCGUCGCCAUGCCGACCAGUACAAGGAGCAGAUGGAGAAGGCCAACUCUCGUAUGAAGCAGCUGAAGCGUCAGCUGGAGGAGGCUGAGGAGGAGGCUACCAGGGCCAACGCCUCCCGUAGGAAACUACAGAGGGAGCUGGACGACGCCACCGAGGCCAGCGAGGGCCUGACCCGCGAGGUCAACACACUCAAGAACCGCCUCAGGCGUGGAGGCCCCAUCAGCUUCUCGUCUAGCCGUUCAGGCCGCAGCCGGCAGCUCCAGAUCGACGGAACCUCCGUGGACAAUUCUGACGACGACGCCGACAGCCGCGCCAGCGACCACAACGACACGCAAGCCUCCAACCAGACAGAAUAGACGCCUCCUGCUAAUCCUACCAACCCUAUCGAUUAGCCAGCCUGGCAGCAUGGUGACUACAACACCUCAGCCUCUCCAUCUGUCCCCGAGUCAACAGCAGGGAGAACCAGGGUCCUGUUCAUUAAGCACCAAAACAGAAGAAAACAGUCCGAAACAGGGAGGGACUACCUGGAUUUGUCCAAUAAGAACCGCUCGUUUUCAUUUUCCGUUGAAAGACGCUUUCAAACGUUUUGCUACGGUGUGUUCUAAUGAAUACGACCUAGACCACCCCACCCCUCCCAGAAAUGCUCCCUCCCUGGGGAUGACAAAACAAUUACUCCCACUUGAGCGGCUUACUCUGCCUUACUCUAACAAUAUUCCUACUCUACUUUGGCUAGCUGCUCGGCCCGGCGAGUGUCCCAACGAUCUUAAUAUAGUCCUCCCUAGGCGUGGAAUUAUGUGCUUAAAUUAAUAUGUAAACUUAUGUCCAAGUGAUUUUUACUUAUGAACUAUGCGUGUGUGCACAUGUGAGUAUGUAAGGUAUGUGUAUGCCCCUGAAUGCCAAACUGCAAGGAAAGGAGCGAAACUAGGAAAUGUUCACUUUUGUCAUCCUCCUCCCACAUGAAACAAAACAUUGUCUUGUAAUACAAGUGUGUCACCAAAUGUAAAGCCAUCAUCUCUCCCCUGGCUUAAAGCAGGCCUAACAAAACUCUGUCCUCUCCGAUGAUAGUCCUAUUCAACAAUAGGUCAGAGGUCAAUGGACUGCCUCCGCUUCCCUCAUUGCAUGAAUCUCUUCCUGAUGUACAGACUAUUGUUCCGCUUCUAAACACUACAAUGAAACAAGAUGGUGGAUUCACACAGUCUGACCUGUUCUGGGAGAAAAACAUGGAAUGGAAAGGAAGUUUUAACUGUGAAAAGCUUUUCUCCACUUGCCACAGCAUCUCGUCACAACACUUUAAAAACAAUUGGUAACUGACUUCUUAUAGGAAUCGCAUAGGUCAUGAUUGACGUUUUUUGUUGUUUUGUAUUUUGACCAAUUGUAACACUAUUUUUCCUGUUGUUCAGGAAGAAGGGUUGAAGGCAGUGAAGUGUGGUAUGCUUAGAUAGAUGGUCGCUGGCGUACGUAUCACAGAGAAUCGCUGGAAACUGCACAAUGAGUGUUCAUAUGCCCCUGUAACUGGAGCCAGGAAACCCCAAGCUUCUCUCAUGAGUGGUCACAUGAUGUACAAUACAGCCCCUUAGUCCAACACUAAUGGUGAGAGCUUCGAUUGAACGUGUAGUUUGACUAGCUAAAGCCUACCGCUCAGAGCAAGGGAGACUGCCAUCUCACUGUGUUUGUGCCAUGGUUUGGUAGCAAAGUAGGACCCCCAACUCUCUCUUAUAAUACGCUGACACACCAACUACCAAGCACUUAGUAUUCCUAGAUAUAACAGCCUUCUACUGGGGAUAGCAUCUCAAAGCUCUAAAACUAUUAAGCCACUCUUAACGUCCCAGAAUGUCCAUAUCCAUCAGCGCUCUCUAUUCUUCCUUUGGCAUCUCUGUUCAGUAUUAAAAGAUGGUAAUAUAUGUAAACUGCCACUUUCAUUUGACUUUUACUCCAAUGUUAGCUCAGCUGUAAUGACAUGUUUCUUUAAAGUGCCUUAGACACUAGAUAAGAGCAUUAAUGGGUAAUGCACGGUGAGCACCUGUAUUAAAAAGAAAGACGUGUAGGUGAGCACCUGUAUUAAAAAGAAAAACGUGUAGGUGAGCACCUGUAUUAAAAAGAAAGACGUGUAGGUGAGCACCUGUAUUAAAAAGAAAGACGUGUAGGUGAGCACCUGUAUUAAAAAGAAAAACGUGUAGGUGAGCACCUGUAUUAAAAAGAAAGACGUGUAGGUGAGCACCUGUAUUAAAAAGAAAGACGUGUAGGUGAGCACCUGUAUUAAAAAGAAAGACGUGUAGGUGUGCACCUGUAUUAAAAAGAAAGACGUGUAGGUGAGCACCUGUAUUAAAAAGAAAGACGUGUAGGUGAGCACCUGUAUUAAAAAGAAAGACGUGUAGGUGUGCACCUGUAUUAAAAAGAAAGACGUGUAGGUGUGCUGUACGUGUUACAUAAAAACCUAACGAGGCAAACCUGGUGAACGGUAAACAAACACUUUUUCUUCUUCUUUGUCUUGUGUAUUUUUGCUGUGUGUCAUAUCAUACCCAGUGUGCACCUCCUCUCCCGUUCAUAUACCUGUAGCAAUGUCUCCAUAGGUAGUGUGUGUGUGGGUCAGAAAUCAGUGUUACUAUUAACUGUGUGAGAUGUGGAGCCUUCUGCUCCCCCUUCAAGAGCAGAAUGUGAUUUCAUUUGGUUAAAAGCUUUAACAUCCAUGAUGUAGUUUUACUUGUAUUAUUAUUAUUAUUCUCAGACUGGCUGUUGACGACCAGGCUUUCAUUACAACUUCAAAU